Messenger RNA from Fraxinus pennsylvanica, 855 nucleotides. The record is from the annotation of a GenBank genome assembly. NCBI's taxonomy places the organism in Eukaryota, Viridiplantae, Streptophyta, Magnoliopsida, Lamiales, Oleaceae.
AUGGCCCUUAAAGCUCUGAAUUCACAGGCGGCGCCACCUGCGCCGCCGACACCGGCACUAAGGCAUGAGGAGGUUGAUGCAAACAGGACUAAAGGGAAGCGCUCAAAGCGUUCACGCAAUGACGUCGUACCCAAUCAUAUGGAUGAUGAUGAAUUCUUGGCUCUCAGCCUCGUGAUGCUCUCUCGCGGCGCUCCCUGCACCUCCGGAAACACCAAUUGCGCCACCGUUGAAACGAAAAAUGAUAUUAAACCUGUUCCCAUAACCAGCGAACGUACAACUGUAAAGAAAAAAAUAAAGUUGUCUUUGUCUUCGUUUCCGUCGACUGGGAUGGUAGCGGCGCAGCCUCAGAAUCCUUACCAGUGCAGUGUUUGUAACAAGGCUUUUCAGUCAUAUCAAGCACUAGGAGGCCACAAAGCCAGCCAUGGGAUUAAGUACUCUUCUGCCACCGCUACUGCAUCCAAAGAUGGUCACCUCUCGCCGUCAACAUCCACUGUCACCGCCUCUAAUACCACUUCGCUCAAACUAACCGCUAAACAUCACAAGUGCACCAUCUGCCACAAAGUUUUCUCCACUGGCCAAGCUUUGGGUGGCCACAAGCGUUGCCACUAUGAAGGCGUAAUUGGAGGCGGUAACAAGAGCAGCAUAACCUCUUCCGAAGGCGCCGCCUCCCACAGCCAUGGACACAACCACACCGUCCGUGACUUUGACCUGAAUUUGCCGGCGUCGCCAGAAAUUGCCUUGGAUUUGAUCCUUUACCGGCCGGAAGAUAAGAGUCAAAUAAUUAUUUACGAACAAGAACAAGAAGUAGAAAGUCCCCUGCCCGUGUCUGCGAUUAAACCGCGUUUGUUUCAUUGA